Molecule: messenger RNA, 3505 nt
Organism: Rotaria sp. Silwood1
Lineage: Eukaryota; Metazoa; Rotifera; Eurotatoria; Philodinida; Philodinidae
Source: the annotation of a GenBank genome assembly
GACACACCCACACCCACACCCACACCCACACCCCACACCCCACACCCCACACCCCACACCCACACCCACACCCACACCCGCUUAAUGAAUUGAUUUCUUUUAUGCAGAGUGACGAAUUUAACAAUACUUUCAAACAAGUUUUGGCUUCAGUGUAUCCUACAGCUAAGAUUUUCAUGAAAAAUGGCAUAUAUGAUCAAGCAAUUAUAAUUUUGGAGGGCGCAAUAAACAAUAUGAAUUUAGUCACGAACAUUCCAUCUGAUCCAUUGCAUAUACCCAGAUGUUACAUGCAACUCGGUCAUUGCUAUCACGAACUUAAAUUAUAUGAUAAAUCAUUAGAAAAUUAUGAAUUGGCGCUCGAACAAAAUAUCCGAUUACCAUCCGAUGAAUACAUUGAAUUAUUGCUUGGCCUUGGCAAGACAUUGGAAGUUACGAAUAACUACAAAGAAGCUUUGUAUAAAUAUAUCGAAAUAGCUGAAAUUUAUCAGAAUCCGUUGAAUAUAAGUAGUUCCGAAGAGCGUCAUUUCAUCGACGAAUGUAUUUGACGAGUUACAUCGCAUCUUAUUCCGACAGACUGAAUUCAUGAAACUAACGAUUUUAUCUAUUUGAACUCUCAGUUUUGUUCUCAUCCUAGUGUAUUGCAAAAUAUAUACAACACAGUUUUUUACUAUUAAAAAUAGAAAGUUUGCAAGUGACACAGUUUUUCAUAAAAAUAGAUUUUAUCUUUAAAUAAAUGUGCCUUGUGUAUUUUUCUUCGUAUGCCAUUCCACGACAAUUGUAAAAGAUAGUUUGACUGGCGUGAAAAGAACGUUAGUAAUGUGUAUGGUCAUCUUAUCUUGAGGGAUGAGGGUGAGUAGGGUGUGAGUGUGGGGUAAGAGUGUGUGAGGAUGCGGGUGAUAAUCGCUUCUUCACCCUCACCAUCACUCUCACCUACAGACACCCUCAUAGAGGAGAUUUCAAGGAAUGUGAAUUUAUAGUCUAGUCGAUUAGACAUGUGCAGAGUCGGGAGAACAAUUGCAUUAAUCGAAUUUGGUACAUGCUGAGCAAACCACGAGCAUCUCUAGAGGUCUAUAAGUAUCCAAGACUGCACUCCACCCUCUACCAAUAUUCUUUCGGAUUUCUCAAAGUCUACAAACCUCGCUUGGCACCCUCACAACUCUAUAAAUUUCGCUCGGGACCCUCUAAACAGUGGCGAAUCUAGCCAGCCGGGCGGUUCCGGCGAUUGAACUUUCAAAGUGCUUACGUCACUUAAUAAUCACAACGUAAUUUAACCAUUAUUAUCUCAUUGAUAUUGAAGCCUUACAAAGAUGGUUGUUUCACGGUGACUUGUGCUCAUUACCACUUCAGGAAAAGUAGCUUCUCUCACUCCACCAAAAUUCUAGAUCCUUCAUUGCCUCGAAAGUCUACAAAUUUCACAUAGAACAUCUCAAAGUGUGCAAAGCCUCGCUUGAGAUCCCAAAGCCUAUAAACCUCGCUUGUGAACCCUCGAAAUCUAUUAAUUGCUGUAGAAUCCGCUCCAAGUGUGAAGGUGGGUGAAGUUGAGUGAGAGUCGCCUUUUCGCUUUCAUUCCCCACCCUCAUUCACUCAACCACUCUUGCCAUCACUAGAGAUCGGCGUGACCAUUUUUCUUAGAAACUUCGUGAUCGUGACACGACCGUGACCAAAAUUCAGUCACGAUCAGUCAUGGGCAUUUUGGAUAUCUAACUAUCUCAUAUGUGAGAAGUCCAAAAAGCGUUGCUGGAAUCUUUUUUUCUGAUCCGGUAUCGAUUAAAAUGAGAGUAUUUUAUUUGGUUGCAACAAGAUCAUUUGAUCUUUAAUUUGAGCGACCAUAAAAUAUUUUUUCCCGGGUUUUGUAUUAAAAUUCAAGCUUUUUCUAGAGUUUUUGUGACUUACCGUUACGAGCACGACAGGUUAUGUCGUGACUGUGAUCGUGACCAUGAUCAAACCGGUUGUGACCGUGACCAAAAAACCUUGGUCACGUCAAUCUCUAGCCCUCACCCUCACCUUUCAACCCCGCACUCACCCGCCUACCCUUACCAACCCUCAAGAUCCGUAGGCUGGUAGACUUUGAAAAAUCCACGGUGAUUUAUAUGCUUUAUAGAGAUUCCGAUAGUCAUAUAUGAGCUUCGAGAGUUCCUAAGCGAGAUUUGUAGACUUUGAGAAGUUUCGAUGCGUAUUUACAGACUUUGAGGUAUGGGCGUGGGUGUGGGUGUCGAUGUGGGUGUGGGUGAGUGUGGGUGGGUGUGGAUGCAGGACAAGAAGAAGAUCCACACCCACAUCCACAUCCUGAACUGGAAUUAUCUUCUGUAUCAACACUUGAUAUCGAAUAUACAACACAUAUAAUCAAAUGUUGUAUCGAACAAGAAGUUAAAAGUGUUUUAGUAGAAUCGUUUCUUCUUGGUUUAUAGACUCUCAUCGAGUCAAUAUUUAAUUUUGCUAUCAUAUAACCAAUUUUUGCUCUCAUUUGUACCUAUAUUUGCUGAAUAUUUAAUACAAGCAACAAUUGAUAUAGACGAUAAAAAUAAUUAUCUAAUUUCAUGAUCACUAAGAAAAAUCGGUCAUCAAUUAAUUGUCGGUCCACAACAGAGUCCAUUAAAAAAAACACAUGCUAAUACAUUGAAAUUACCAUUAUUUGCUAAUGGAUAUGAAGCAUUGCCAAUAGAUAAUAAUCCAUAUUUAUCCAAUUUAUUUAAACCUGAUUUAACUAUUUACCGUCACUGUCAAUUACCUUAUCAACGGCAACAAUCGGUAUUUUCAAUUCAUAAGAAUAUCGAUCAAGGUGCACAAUUAAUUUCAAAAAUGAAAUUAUUUAUUGGUAAUAAACAGCGAAUUUUACAAAAGCUCAUCGAAUCUGAUACUAAUAAUGCAUGCGCUGCAGUAUUUCCAGUCUAUAUCAAACAUUAUCGUUGUAUUGAUUUAGCUCAACAUGAACUAGCUCAACCGAUCGAUCAAAAAGGGCGUGGAUGUGGGUGCGGUGUGGGUUGGGUAUGGCCGGGGUGUGGGUGGGGUGUGGAUGGGCGUGGGCGGGGUGUGGGCGGGGUGUGGAUGGGUGUGGGCGGGGUGUGGGUGUGGGUGAAUGGAAUAUUUUGACCUACACCCACACCCACACCCCGUCUCGGUGACUCGACUUGACUCGACUUGAAACCAUUUCGAAAUGACUCGGACACGACUCGAAAAAUGGCUUGACGCGCCCAUCCCUAACCCAAACACCGACCCACCCACAUUCACACCUCACCACCCACACCCACACCCACACCCACACCCCACCACCCAUACCCACACCCACACCGACAUCCCACACUCACACCCACCCACACACGCAUCCACACACCCACCGACAUCCCACACCCCACACCCCACACCCCACACCCACACCCACACCCUCCCACACCGUUACCCACACCCUCCCACAGCCACACCCUUCCACAGCCACACCCUCUCACACCCACACCCUCCCACAUCCACACCCACACCCACACCCACACCCACACCGACACUCACACCCACA